Cuculus canorus (common cuckoo) is the source of this 4070-nucleotide messenger RNA. RefSeq names its product RNA-binding protein 44. Gene Ontology annotation, molecular function: coreceptor activity; RNA binding. NCBI's taxonomy places the organism in Eukaryota, Metazoa, Chordata, Aves, Cuculiformes, Cuculidae. Gene Ontology annotation, biological process: cellular response to hormone stimulus; receptor internalization; G protein-coupled receptor signaling pathway. Bases 16 to 3564 code for a protein of 1182 amino acids. The transcript is spliced from 14 exons. Gene Ontology annotation, cellular component: membrane; signaling receptor complex; cell surface. The record is from RefSeq and is a predicted model, not a curated record.
UGAAGUGUUCAUAUCAUGGAAUCUAAAAAGAACAGUGAUGUUAAAAGCAAAAGGCGAUUCUUCAACCAGACCUCCCAUCUUCUUCCUCAUCCUGAGGAAGCUGAGUAUGCUGCAUCUGUCAGAGAGGUUGCAGCAGGAGUGAACAACACUGGUUUUGGCCAGGCCCAUUCUGCCAGUGCAUCAGAAUCAAAGUUGCCAGAGGAAAGCUUACCAUAUGUAAGUUCAUCUUCAGAUGCAGAUCUUGAAAUGUGUAAUAAGAACAGAGUGAGAAUUUGCUGUGCACAAGCAGAUGAAAGCAAGAAAGAAGCUGAUGUGCUGGGAAAGGCAUGCGAUGAUGCACAUUUGUAUUGCGAGAUGUGUGGAGAUGGCAGACAAAGCUAUUUCACUGAAGAUUCACAGCUGGACUAUCUCAGUGUUAACGAGGAAGAUUUUGACAGCAGUAGCUCAAAUGAGUUUUCUGAGCAAAAGGAAGCUGUAGAAACCAAAACCUUAAAGCAGAUCAGUUCAGUUCAUGAAGUUCCAGGGGAUGGAGUCGCAAAGGAACAAAAUCUCUUAGAUGUGUCAGAAAAUAGUUUACCUGCUUCCGAGUAUGACACAGCUGCGCCAAAGCCGCUCCAUCUGCUUCAGGAGUGCAGUGACAUGAGAUGUGAUUGCCAGGAAAAGCAAACAGAGUAUCACAGUGCUGUUUGUGGCAGUACACUUGAAAAUCAUUCUUGUGGAAGUACAAAAAGCGUCUGUCCAAAUCUGCUUGUAUGUGACAGUUCAGAAAACAGCGAGGCGAAAGGUAACCUGCUGACUGAUGACACGCAGCCACCCCCGAUGGCUGCAGGGGCAGUGGCUGAACACAGCGACAGACACGUUCAUAACACCUCGGUGAGGCAAGACAGUCCUUUGCUGUCACCACGGAAGAGGAUCCCUGCAGAGGCCAUGCAGUUUCACGGAAGUGCAAGGGGGUGUGGUUUCUACAGCUAUGUGGAAUCUUGUGUGUGCAUGUGCAGCACCAGCCACACUGAUUGCACCGUGAAGGAUGCUGAAAGCCAGUUUCCAGUCUCUGAAAUUCUCACUGGCAAGAAUCUCUCUUUUGGGGUGGAAGAUGCAGGUGAAUCCUCCCAUGGAAAAAGCAGCUGUCUAAACUCGGAGCAUCAUGGAAACUUGAAAAACAAAACUGGUGUCUCUACCAUUGACCAGGCUGUUGAUGUGAGUUCUGAUUUUCGAGCUUGCUUUACAACAACCAGAAGUGUCAGUGCUCAGGCUUGUCUCUUAUCCAGGGCUAUUAAUACAGAGCUAACAACGAUGAACAAAUCUCAGUUUGUGGAAUGGCCCCGUGAAAGCUGUGCAGGUGUUACUUCCAGUACAGACUGGUUACAGGGAGCCGGUAGCACAGAGGAGAUUCAGUCACAGCUCCCUGACACACUGGAAGACCGCUUGGAUGGCAAUGCUGCAAUAGCUGGAAGAAGUACUAAAAUUGAGGAACAUGAGUGGUGUGGCAGCAAUUUGAAGAUAAGCACUGACAGGCUCAUGCAACUCGACAAACAAGCUGUGAAGGAUUCCACACCAAGCUGCUGUCAAAAAAUACUGCAGAGGGCAAUUGAAGCAGAAUUGCAGCUCCUAAAUGCUCAUUAUAAGAUGUGCUAUCAGUAUUGCUUGAAGAUUUAUAAGCUGGCUUUGGAGGAAAACGCAUGUUUUCACAGUUGUAACAGAAAUGCUGAAUUAGGUUCAUCUCUCAUGUUGGUUUUGGAAGAGCUAAAAAAGAAUUACAACAGUAUGAGAAUGAAAAUAAGAACGGGCACACCUUUAAGUGCACUUCCACCGCUGUCAGUUCAGAUAAAGUUGUUCCCAAUCUCCUCUUCUUAUAUCCACUGCGAGGCCAAUCCAUGGACUGUGUGUUUAACUGAUGGCUGUCAGCCAAGUGAACCUCCUUCCUCCAAGACAUCUGUAGAACAACAUAAAGAUCAGGAUGUGGAAUGUGAAGUGAAGAUAACGGAGAGUGGAAAUGAGUGUUCAUUUGUUCGUGUUAGUGGCCUGAGUUCCUUGGUGUCAGAGGGUGAUUUAAGAUCACAUUUCCAGAAGUAUCAGAUUGCUGAUAUUCUUAUCUGUGUGGCUUCUGGUAAUUACAGAUACGCAUUUCUUUGCUUCAAAGAGAUGAAUCAAGCCCAGUUAGCUGUAGAGGAAAUGAACCAGAAAGAAAUAAAAGGAAAAGCAAUAAGUGUUGAACUUGUAGAUGAUUCAUCAGAGAACAAGUCUUUGGUUUCCCAACUACUUAAAGUUAAGCUUCAGCAUGAAAUCCAACCUGUUGAUAACAGUCAAAUAAAAAGUCAAGAUAAAGCACUUGCUUCAGCCUCCGGUGCUGUGAAAGUAUGUGAUGCCACUUCUGCUUCAGAUAAAGCUCAUCUCCACCCCUUAACUUCUUCAGACAUUUCUUCUACCCAAGUACCUUUGGAAACAAAGUGUCCUGGGUUGAAAUCACCUACUGAAGAUUUGAAUAUUAGAGAAAACUUGCAGCAGAAAACCCCAUCUCCUCUCUCCACAAGUUCCUGUGAUGCCUUUAUUUCUCCUAAUGCACCGAACUUGAGCAGCUUUACCAAGUUAAUGAAUAAACUUCAAGAAAUUCACCCAGCCGCCAGCAGAGACAAAAUUGUGGCUGCAUUGGUGGAGGUGAAGAAAAAUAACAAAGGUGUCCUAAGCGGCUUGUCCAUCAAUUCUAUUGUGGAAAGGACCUCUGUAGUUCUGACGGAAUCAACCCCCAGUUGUGGGUCGGAGAAGGAAUGUGUACAGCUUCAGGCUUUCCUGAAGGGUCCGUGUCCACUGAGAAAUGCCACCUUGGAGUCCUUGCAAGCGGAUGAAAUGUCCAGAGUUGUACAGAUAGUACUUAGCGAAAUGCCAUUAGUGGGGCUGGAAGGAGGGCUCAGGAGGAGGCGUGAGAGGAAAGGGUUUCUCGGUGCUUCCCAGCUGAACUCCUGCUCCCUCCCCGCAUCCCUGCCCGGAGCAGAAGGAGGCAGCGCUGCCUGCGGAGCCCCUCGGGAAGGCGACGCGCUCCCAACACCGGCACGGUGGGGCGGUGUCCCGGGCCGUGCCGCGCCGUGCGCUGCCGGGCCCGCCUCUGCAGCGGCCGCCCCGCUCCCGGCGGCGAUGGCCCUGCUCCCGCGCCGCUUCCUCUGCUUCCUCCUCGCCCAUCACUUCAUUGCAGCGACGGCGUGCCAGGAGGCGGACUAUGGCUGGAUGAUCCGGCACUACUGCCUGAAGCAGUUCCAGCUCAGCAUGGAGGGCAUUGGGCAGCGGCUCUGGUGUGACUGGGACGAGACUGUGGGCACUUACGGGGAGCUGACAAACUGCACCGUGCUGAUCGCCGAGAGGCUCGACUGCUACUGGCCCAACCGCCUGGUGGACGAGUUCUUCGUGGCUGUGCACAAGCAAUACUUCAGGAACUGCUCUUCCUCUGGCCGAGCACUUCAUGAUCCCCCCAACAGCGUCCUCUGCCCCUUCAUCCUGCUGCCCGUCCUCGUCACACUGCUGAUGACUGCGCUGGUGGUGUGGAGGAGCAAACGCAGUGAGGGCAUCGUGUAAGGACGCGGCGCUGCCGGAGCGGGAUGGGGGUCCCCCACCCUGGGAUUUUGGGAAGACCCUGACAGAGGAGCAUCCCGGAACUCCAGGGCAGAGACGGUUUCCAAAUAAAUACAUCAUUUAAGACUUGGUCGUGUGGCAAACUGGGAUGCCGGUGUGGCUGCCCUGAGAGCGGGAAGCACGGCUUACCCCGGGCAUCGGCAUCACCAUGGCUCUGCUCAGCCGUGCCCAGCUGCUUCCAUCACGGCACCCCCGGUGUGAUGUGCCAAAAGAGGAAAAUUUUCCAAGAAAAAAAGGGGGGGGGGGAAAAAAAGGAAAAGGGUGUGUGGUGUGUGUGUGAAAUUCUGUUGGCCUCACGGUGUUGGGAGAUGCCAGUGGGCGCAGCCACGAGGCGGCGGGGGUCUGGGUACAGCGCCAGGUGAUGAAACCGUCAAGGACUUUUCUUUUUGUCCCUUUAUUUCCCACCAGGAAAGGUGCCUUUUCCCUUGGCCAAGGCCUGUGUGGGGCGG